UCUUCCCCUUCUGCCUUGCGAGACUUGCGAUACAUUGCAGUUGAUUCGAAACGUAUCUUGAUACAGACUCUGCUACAAUUCAAGCAUAAUGUCCUACAACGACGACUCCUACGGACGCCAAGGAGGAGGCUCCGGUGGAGGCCGUGGACGAGAUGAAUACAGCGAAGGACGCCAGGGUGGAUAUGGCGGCGGGCGAGAGCAACAUGACUCCGAGCGUCGUGGAGAAGACUAUCGCCAGGGCCAGGGCCAAGGGGGUCAGAGUGGAGGGUAUGGUGGUGGACGAGGGGAGCAGGGGUCUGAGCGCCGCCAUGGUGGAAAUGAAUAUGGAGAGUCUCGUCCCAGUGGAGGAGGCGGUUAUGGAGGUGGAGGCCAGGGUGGAGACAAUUACUAUGAUCAAUCAAAGAGGUACGACGAUGAGCCCCGCCGCCAGGAAGGUCGUCAUGAGGGAGGAGGAGGACAGUAUUCUUCCGGCACUCCGUACGGCGGCGGUGGAGGUUAUGGAGGAUCUUCGGACGACUACUCUGGUGCUGCUCAACAUGCCAAUUCCCAUGCCGGCGACUCAGGCGAUUCCUCGCUCUUCAGUUCUGCGCUGGGUUUGUUGGCUGGCAAGAAGUCGAAGCUCCAGGAAGAAGAUGUCGAUGAGGAUGAUGCGGUUCAGCAGCAUAAGAAACUUUAUGGACAAGGCGGGGGCCAUGAGCAGGCUUCAUCCGGGAAUAUGGGGGCGGCUGCUGCAAUGCAGGCGUUGAAGAUGUUCUCUGGGGGAAAGAGUGAGGGUAAGGGAGGCCAGAAUGAAUUCAUUGGGUUGGCUAUGGGUCAGGCGGCACAAUUGUUCGAUCAGCAAAGUGCCCAGGGAAAGACGCACCCUGACGCCACGAAGCAAGAUGCUGUUGCACAGGCUGCACAGAUGGCUCUUAAAUUUUACAUGAAAUCGGAGAUGGGGGGAAGUGGUGGUGGUGGGUCGAGUGGUGGAGGUCUAAUGAGCUUGGCUAGCAAGUUCUUGAAGUAG
Messenger RNA from Lindgomyces ingoldianus, 1006 nucleotides. RefSeq lists its product as uncharacterized. NCBI's taxonomy places the organism in Eukaryota, Fungi, Ascomycota, Dothideomycetes, Pleosporales, Lindgomycetaceae. The transcript is spliced from 3 exons. The coding region runs from base 89 to 1006 and encodes 305 amino acids. The record is from RefSeq and is a predicted model, not a curated record.